This is a messenger RNA of Saccostrea cuccullata (small rock oyster), 1515 nucleotides long. Its product is annotated as integrin beta-like protein C. NCBI's taxonomy places the organism in Eukaryota, Metazoa, Mollusca, Bivalvia, Ostreida, Ostreidae. The transcript is spliced from 10 exons. The record is from RefSeq and is a predicted model, not a curated record. The coding region runs from base 1 to 1515 and encodes 504 amino acids.
AUGAAACCCGAAUGGUUACUUCAAUUUUAUGGAGCUCUUACAAUUUUUUCUAGUUUUACCCACUAUGCUGACUGUAGUCACUUUCGUGGUGGCAUUUUCAUGUGGAAGCCGACGAAUACUGGAACUGGAUCUCAGGUGUCUAUUACCUUCCGCAUGGCAUGGAGAAGGUCGUAUUCUUCAGCUACAUACUGUGAUCAAUCCACAAUAAACCAGGGAGGGUUGAUAGCAUAUAUGGGAUCCAUUUCAUGUUUUGGAUGUCAACAUUAUAUCUGGAGUAGCACUGAUGUCACCAUGACAAAUACGUCUUUUGUCUGUACUGACUACAGCAUACAGGAAGACUGGACGCAAGGAGAAAGAACCUUUCUAUAUAAUUUUGGAAAUUCAAUUACUUACUUUGGUUUUACUGGGAACGCUUGGAUAUCACUUGUUUAUGGUGGCGGGAAUUGGGAAAUGCGUACAAAAGUGAACCUUAGUGUACGAGCCGAUACAGGUUUGAUCAACACAUCCCCAACUUCGGCUAUGCCUGCUAUUGUUCGACUACAACAUGGGUGUGAUCACAAUAUCACGAUACCUGUCUUCGACAAAGAUAAUGAUGUUAUUAAAUGCAGGUGGGCUAAAUCUGAAUACAAUGAAUGCGGUGGCGUUUGUUCUACUUUUAAACAUGCUUCAUUAAACGAGAACUGCGAGAUUCGCUACUCAGCAAUCUAUCAAAUUGGAUGGUAUGCAGUUGCAAUACAAAUAGAGGAUUUUGCAUCCGAAAAUUCAACAACAUCACUUAGCAGUAUACCUCUCCAAUUUUUAGUGAACGUUUUUCAGUCGUCUAAAAAAUGUAAAAAUAGACCUGUGUUUUUACUACCUACAAGACAAGAUGGUGCGUGCGUGGGAGUGCCUUAUCCUUCAACAUGGAGUGAGAAAAUUAUUGCAAAAGCGAGUCAAAAUGAAAGCAUCAGCGAGAUUAACACAGUGUCUCCUACUGGUUUUAAGAAGUCCAAUCUUAGUCGGUAUGAUAACUCAGGAGAGGAAUGGUACGUAAAUGUCACGUGGACUCCGAAAGCCAAUCAAGCUGGAGAACAUCCUUUCUGUUAUACCGCAAGUGACACUGAUGGAUUGGUUUCAGAAAGAAUUUGUAUAGAGUUGCUCGUGGGAGUUGCCCCUCCAGAGAUUGUAUCUCUUUCUCCAACGCAUGAUGUUUACCCCACACUGAAUUCAUUCACCAUAUAUUAUGACACAAUGUUUGUGCGUCCAACACGUACGACAUACUUUUAUGUUUACACACGAAACAACACCUUAGUCUCCAAAAUCGAUGUUUCACAAGAUUGGAGAGUGACAUAUCCUGCUGCAUCAGAUAGUUCUUUUCCCUGGAAAUUAGAAAUACCUGUAAAUUUUAGACUACAGGAAAAAGAAUUUUACUACAUAAAAAUGGACCCAGGGGUUGCAAAGGGUACUUCAGGGUGUGGUGCUGAAUCAGCUGCUCUCUGGAAUACUAGAGAUUGGACAUUCCGUGUCCGUGAGUAG